AUGCCGCCCACCCCCGCCAUCGACCCCACCACGCUCUCCGACCUCCCCGCCCCCACACUCCACAAAAUCCUCUCCGACCUCCCCCUCUCCUCCAUCCUCUCCCUCGCCGCCACAAACACCCCCCACAUCACCACCUGCAUCCUCACCCACCCCACAUACAGCACCCACUUCCCCACCCCCGCCGCCCUCGAAACCGCAGCCGCCUACCACACGCUCCUCACCGCCAUCGCCGCCGUCGCAGGCCACAACUCAAGCCCCGCAAGCCACAUCAUCGACUCCACCACCCGCAGCGCCUACCACCCCGCCUGGACCCACGCCCGCACCGUCCAAGAGAUCAACGCCCUCGCGCCAAACGACAUCCACUACUUCGCGCAGUUCGACCCGCCCGCGUCCAACAUCUGGGACAGCAGCAGUCUGCCGCGCCUGCAGGCGCGCUUCGACGAGGUGGUGCGCAACAGCGCGCGCCUGCAGGCGGAGAAGCUGGCGCAGCUGCACAGGAUCCAUGCGCUGCGCGAGGGGCAUGUGGGCCGGUUGAAGGCGAAGAUGGAUCCGUCGCAGGAGCCGCGGCCGAGGGGGGUGGGGAGGUGGUCGGGCGGGGUGGAGACGGUGAAGGUGUGGAGGUAUCUGGGGAGGUGGGUGCCCGUGCCGUAUGAUCGGUAUUUGGUGAUGGUGUUGAAGGUGUUGAGGAGGUGGCCGUUGGCGGAUGAGGCGAUGCCGGGGGUGGUGGUGGUGGUGCCGGGGGGGGAGGGGAGGAGGAGGAAGGGGGUGAGGGCGGUGGAGGUGGUGGAGGAGUGGUUUGAUGAGGGGGAGACGUAUAGCGUGGUGCCUGCUGCUGGUGCGGAGGGUGUUGGUGGGGAGAAGCCUAAGGAGGAGGAGGCCGGGGAGGGCAAGGAGCCUGCUGCUGAUGCUGGUACUGAUGCUGAUGCUGCGGAGAAGGUGAAGAAGGGUGGAAAGAAGAUUAAAUAUCUCCCCUCCCCUAAGCGCCCCCACACGCACACCUACCCCGCCAGCGCGAUCAAGAACAUCCGCACCGCGCUCAUCGGGCUCAAGUACACCUACGCCGUCCCGGGCAUUUCCCCGCGGCCCAGGACAAUGUACACGCCGUACUCUGCGCCCGAGUGCCAGAGCGUGCAGCGCAACAUGCAGCCGUGCUUUGCGAUGCCGGAGGGCCGCAACGAGCCGUUGGCGUAUAGGCUGAACAAUAAGGAGCUGGAGUGGCUGGAGGCGUUUCUGGCGUGCUGUGAUUACAUGAGUGGGAUGCAGGAGAUGUGGUUGGAGGGCGUGACGGUGGAGGAGUGGUGGAGGAGUAGGGAGUUGAGUUGUAGGUGA
Molecule: messenger RNA, 1329 nt
Organism: Morchella importuna
Lineage: Eukaryota; Fungi; Ascomycota; Pezizomycetes; Pezizales; Morchellaceae
Exons: 2
Coding region: 1-1329 (442 amino acids)
Molecular function (GO): protein binding
Source: RefSeq, a predicted model, not a curated record